Molecule: messenger RNA, 1373 nt
Organism: Osmia lignaria (orchard mason bee)
Lineage: Eukaryota; Metazoa; Arthropoda; Insecta; Hymenoptera; Megachilidae
Product: calaxin
Molecular function (GO): calcium ion binding
Source: RefSeq, a predicted model, not a curated record
UAUUUCAGAAAAAUUUACACUGCAUAUUUAUUUUUAAAUAAAUUAGCAAACACUGCAAAACUUUGUCUAUGUUGGUAUAUUAAUAAGGAAAAUAAGCUUCCGUAUGAACCAUGAUAAACCAUCGAAGAAGUAAAGAUAUCGCAGAACAAUUGACUCUCUGCUUCAAAAUUGAAAAACUCUUGAUAACCAAAUUUUUUUCUGAGAGUAAAAUUUGCAAAAUUGACAAGUAUAAAAAUCAAUCAAAAUGCCUGCUGAACAACCAAUUGAUAUGUUAAAUAAUACUCUGAAAGAGAUCGUAUUUAGAACAAAUAAUCUUCAGAAAUUCAAACAAUUGUCACAGCAGACUUAUUUUAAUUAUAGAGAAGUUGAAGCUCUGGCAAUCAUCCAUCGCAAAUGCGUCGAAACGUUAGGUACCAUGAACAGAUUGAAGUUUCGAGACCUCUUUCAUUCUGGUUUCGAUUUCACUGAAAAUAUUCGUCAUUUAUUGAUCGACAGAGUAUUUUCAGUAUUCGAUAGACACAAUGCUUUGACGAUACACAUUGAUCAAUGGGUCGAAGGACUGUCCACUGUACUUCGUGGAAAUUUGAACGAAAAAAUACGUUUUGCUUAUCAAACGUACGAUUACAUGAGGACCCAGAAAUUGAAGAAAGAGCACAUAUUUCCAACAAUGCGUGGAUGUUUAAUAAAACUUCAAAACGAUGAAAAUCCCGACGAAGCAGUUAAGGAUUUGAUAGACAUGUUGAUAAGAAAGAUGGACGUAGAUCGCGACGGUGCCAUUUCCAAAGAGGACUUUAAAACAGCAGUGAAAGAACGAAACGAACUUCUCCUGGAAUGCAUGGGUCCUGUUUUCCCUACUAAAGAAGCUUGCCACGUAUUUUUGUCCACGUUCACCGAUGACGUAGGAAGAUACUGAUAAUCCAAACUGUUCGUUUAAUUCGAGUAACGCUCCACGAACACCUCGCCAAGAGGUAGACUCUUGUCGAAAAGCCAGAAGCACUCUUGGUAGCAAAUAGAAGAGGAAAACGUGCCAAAUCAGUCAGAAGAGAUCCUGCCUGGGUACGAGAACGCUCCACUAAAUUUUCGAGCUUACCGAUGAACCUGAGGUGCAUUCCUUACGAUUCAUCGAACGAGAAAGAUUGACUUGCUCUUCCUUACAAACAAUCGCUAAUGGACCGCGAUAAUACCAUCUCCUAAUCGCAUCAGAUGCAAUCGGUGAUGUAAUCGUGGAAGGGGCCGAUCGAAUUGCUCAAUUCAACUCUCUGAGCGCAAUUUGUGUUUACUCGAGCAAUGCUCUUUAUUUUAUUCCUGUUUGAGUUUGGAGAAAUUUGGUGUACAUUUUGUAAUUUGUGUUUUAUCGAAAUCUUGUCAAUUAC